GCACAUAUGUCUUCUUCCUCAAUGUGUUUGUUUUAGCUGUCUUGCUGCUGCUAAGAUUAGUCAACACAAAAUGGAAAUGACAGGGCUAGCAGUUAGUGUUAUAGUUCUUCUUUUUGCCACAGUAACGUGCACAGAGUCGCCGCCAAGGCAACUGAAUACGGAAAACAUCCUGAUUAACGUGACAGCAGGGACAUUGGCGGACACACAGUUACAGGAUUCGAACAACUUGCAGAUCAAUUUAAACAUAUCGGUGGGAGAAGAGCAGGUGCUGGUCAAUGACAUCCCAGUAGAGCUGUCAGGGGUCACCAGGUUCAACUGUCAAGCACUUCUGUUAGACCGCAUCAAUGGAAGCAGUGACUUUGAAUCUGGGGACUUGGUGUCUACUGUCACCCGGGUGAUGGUUAGCCAGAACCGGCUCUACAGCGACUCAGAGGAGGUGGUGGCCUUGCAGGUGUUCAGUGAAGUAAUAGAGAUGGAGGGCAAAGAGGUCCAGCAGCCCGACAUGUGUGAGGUGAAAAUACUCAUGAGCCCAGAUUUCCAGAAGCUGGCUCAGUUUACCAACAUCUACCCCAUUGGACACAGUGAGAUCUUCAGGGUUCCCAGGGAGAACGAUGUGGUUGUCACAGAUCCACCAAAUCCCACAAAAGAUGAAGAACAGCUGAUCUCCCAUACUACUAGCCAGUACCCCCUGAAGCACACAGAGACCACCCAGGAGGAGAUUGCAGCCCCUGGAAAGCUCCCGGAGACUCCGCUGCGUAUGGACCCCGACCUGCUGUAUGAUGUCAGAUAUGAUGACGAAUUUGAUGACAGAGAACCAAGCCAGCCGGAUCGGAUUCAGAUGGAAUCACCGCCCAAAGAACUGAUAUCGUCUUACUCUGCCAUGUGUCAGUGGGUGGAGGAAGUGAGGGAGCGUCUGAAGCGCUUCAGCUCCGAGUCACUGCCUCUUUUCUUCCUGGUCAUGUGGGUGGUGGUGAUCGGCGUUGUCGGAUCAGCGAUCAUCGUCAAGAUCUUGGACAUGUUUUUCCCAACUUGUGAACACAAGCACAUUUUUCACCUAAACCCUGUCACUCUAAUGCCGGAGGAGGAGAAGCACACUCUGCUGGAGAACAUAGAAAUAGAAGCAGAGGAAGAAGAGAAGAAGCCUUGAAUGAGAAGUGACUUGGUCAGCUCCUUUUUAUUUUCAAUUUGUUCUUAUUUGUUCUUUAGCCUUGGUUAUUGUGUUACGUUUUCAGCAUGGCUUGAUUUUGUUGCUAGCUUUUAUUCAGAAGAGUGAACCACUAGGUUUUGUUUUCACUUGAAAGUACCCUUUAAGCACAUUAGCCAUGGAACAGGAGGUGCUUUAAAUCUAACAAACUGACUAAACUCAGUUUGUAGGUUUAUUGCUAGUCCAUGUGAAUCCCGCAAAUUAAGUCACAUGAUCAGAAUGGAAAAGAAAAUGUCAGGAACCGACAGCUCUUUCCUGUUGGACUGAUGGUAAGCUUGCAGUGUGUUUACCAGCAUCCGUGCAAUCAUCGUGAUUGGUCAGAUUAUUAGUUAGUUUAUGGAAAGCAACUUUUAUUAAGUCACGAAUGACUUUGUCACACUGCCUUUUAAAGUAACUAGCUUGGUAACGAGUUACUUUUUACUAGAAAAUACCUACAAAUCAAGUAAUUUUGCUUCACACACUUCCAAAACAUGUCAUAGCAAGGUGACAUAUUCCUAUAUUUACUAAACAUGCUUAUUUGCUUUCUUGCUGAGAGUUGUUAAGCUUGAAUGUUAAGCUCUGGCCAGCAGCCGUUUAGCUUAGUGCAGCCACUAAAUGGACUUGGUGGAAUUGGUUUUGUUUUCUUUUUAUGAAGACCUAGCAACACAUAUUACAAUAGACACAAGCUUGGGAAAGCAGCUGUAAGCACUGCAGGGUUGAAAAUGAAUAUGAACAAACUGAGCAUUUUAGGGGCUGCAUCCAACAAUUUAUGUUCACUGAAAGAACUUUCUAUAUGUAGCAGUUCUGUAGGCCUAUAGCUCACACUUUUUUUUCUCUUUUUUUCAGAAAUCUACCCCACUAUUGUAAAACAAAAUAUAUAUAUAUUGAAGAAAACUCUAAGGCAGCAAAUGCACUGAGUUUAUUCAGUAUAUUUAUUUAAUAUGAGACAGGCAAUGUCUCCUGUCUGUUGUCCUUUACGUGAAGAUGAAUUCUUAAGGUGAUUACAUUUGAAUCGUUGUUGAAUAGCUGUUAUGGAUAGCUCAGAUGAAUUAAGUAAAAACAAAAAACAAAAAACAUGUAGAUCACUGUGUCUGGAUAAAAUGUUAUUACAAAUCUUGUGUCUGCACAUUCAGUGAAAAAUGUUUUCCUCCCACAACUCUAAAUAUGACAGAAAAACACCUCUCUUCAAGGCCUGCUGCCCACAGUUGAGGCUCAUAUCGAUUGUCUUUCUUCACAGUGCCUCGGUCAGUAUUUCUUGGACACUUAUCACUAAGGGGGGGGGGGGUUAUAAUAGUUUUCUUUGUUUGUGUGUGGUUUCCUGUUACUAACAAUGAAGAAUGUAAGUGAGGUUGUUCAGAUUGUCUAUGCACUCUAAACAUAAGAAAAACUACUGCUAUGACAUGGCUGUAAAAUACAGUGUGUGCACAAGACAUGACCACAAAUUCAGUGUGUAAAUUGUCACUUAAGUAAAGAAUCUGCACUUAUUAUUGAAUUUUGGAAUGAAAACUGGACAUGAACGUGCAUGGAUGUUACUUUAUUCAUACUGUAUUUUGUGGUAAAUCUUGUCAUGAUUUAAAGGCAAGAAUGACAUAAACCUCCCAAGUAUCACUCCCAAUGUUUCACUAGGCCGUGUGUGAGGGACCAAAAAAGGUGUGCACAAGGCAGGUUAUUGGUCAAAAAAGUGGGUUUAGUUCAUCUAAAACUCAGCAAGUGCAAGUGUUUCAACAUGGUUUUGUGUUAUUUUAAACAUGUGUUUGCCAUGCUUUUUAAAAAACACCCUUAAAACAUCAGAUUGUGUACCUCAGCCGAGGCUAUGGUUUUGUCUCCCGGGGCUCAAUUAAACAGCUGAAUGCAUGAUGUACUGUGAUAGCAAAAGGUGCAUGUGUAGUCUAGCUAGUGAAUGCAGUUUGCUGUCCUGUCAGCGAAUUAUACUGUACAUUAAAACUAGAAAGCUGCAUGAUGACUCAAAACAGCUCAACCAGCAUUGGGAUCAACCUCAAAUUCCAAAAUGAUGAACUCAAUAUGAAUGAGCCUGUAAGGCAAACAAUGUCAGGCAUGAAUUGACAUGUGUGGCUGAAGAAUAAUUUAAUUUGCUCUUUGUUUAAGUGGAGACAGACCCAUGUGUUACUAUUUUGAGACAUUUGUGUGCAUACAUUGUAUGAGUUACAGCUGGACUGUGUAUUUGGGUCUAAAAUCCUGCUGAUUAAAUGCUUUCCUUAUGACCAUCAA
This is a messenger RNA of Micropterus salmoides (largemouth bass), 3412 nucleotides long. RefSeq names its product glycoprotein integral membrane 1 (gene ginm1). NCBI's taxonomy places the organism in Eukaryota, Metazoa, Chordata, Actinopteri, Centrarchiformes, Centrarchidae. The record is from RefSeq and is a predicted model, not a curated record. The coding region runs from base 71 to 1147 and encodes 358 amino acids. The transcript is spliced from 8 exons.